Habropoda laboriosa is the source of this 3053-nucleotide messenger RNA. It is a transcript of the gene betaCOP, whose product is annotated as coatomer subunit beta. Lineage: Eukaryota; Metazoa; Arthropoda; Insecta; Hymenoptera; Apidae. Gene Ontology annotation, biological process: endoplasmic reticulum to Golgi vesicle-mediated transport; intra-Golgi vesicle-mediated transport; intracellular protein transport. Gene Ontology annotation, cellular component: COPI vesicle coat; cytoplasm. The coding region runs from base 155 to 3031 and encodes 958 amino acids. The transcript is spliced from 10 exons. Gene Ontology annotation, molecular function: structural molecule activity. The record is from RefSeq and is a predicted model, not a curated record.
GGUUUGACACGUAUGCUGUUUCAUUAGUUUCCGUAUUCGGAUAAAUGUCAGUUAACCGAUUGAAAUAUUUCGUUGCCGUUCGUUGUCGCACGACUCUCUCGUGAUCAGGUCAUAAGGCGGAUUUCUCUUGACGAAGUGUGAAAAAACAGCAAAAAUGAGCACGAUCGUCGAACAACCGUGCUACACUCUGAUAAACAUUCCAACCGAUUCAGAGCCAUUGAACGAACUCCAGUUGAAACAAGAUCUUGAGAAAGGCGAUGUUCAAACGAAAAUCGAGGCCCUCAAGAAAACCAUUCACAUGAUCCUGAGUGGAGAACGCUUGCCAGGACUUCUAAUGACUAUCAUCAGAUUUGUCUUGCCACUGCAGGAUCAUACGAUAAAGAAGCUGCUUUUAAUAUUCUGGGAAAUUGUUCCCAAAACUUCUCCUGAUGGAAAAUUGCUUCAAGAAAUGAUUUUAGUCUGCGAUGCUUAUAGAAAGGAUUUGCAGCAUCCAAAUGAAUUUGUCAGAGGUUCUACUUUGAGAUUUUUGUGCAAAUUAAAGGAACCAGAACUUCUGGAGCCUCUAAUGCCUGCAAUAAUUGCAUGCUUGGAGCAUAGACACUCUUAUGUAAGACGCAAUGCAGUUUUGGCUAUUUUUACAAUUUACAGAAACUUUGAGUUUCUCAUACCAGAUGCUCCAGAAUUAAUUGCAAACUAUUUGGAAGGGGAACAAGAUAUGUCUUGUAGGAGAAAUGCAUUUUUAAUGUUAUUACACGCUGACCAGAGCACAGCACUAGCUUAUUUAGCUGCUUGCUUAGACCAAGUGCCCAGUUUUGGUGAUAUACUACAAUUGGUUAUUGUUGAAUUAAUUUACAAGGUUUGCCUCGCAAAUCCGUCAGAGAGAGCUCGUUUUAUAAGAUGCAUUUACAGCUUGUUAAAUUCACCGAGUGCGGCUGUUCGCUAUGAAGCAGCGGGCACUUUGGUGACACUUUCCAGUGCUCCUACGGCGAUCAAAGCUGCUGCCUCUUGCUACAUUGAAUUGGUCGUAAAAGAAAGCGAUAAUAACGUUAAAUUAAUCGUACUAGAUCGUUUAAUUGCCAUGAAGGAUAGUCCUGUUUACGAAAGGGUCCUCCAAGAUCUCGUGAUGGAUGUACUUAGAGUUCUAGGCUCCCCGGCGUUGGAAGUUAGAACAAAAACCUUAGCUUUAGCGAUGGACUUGGUAACAACUCGCACAAUUGAAGAAAUGGUUCAAUUAUUGAGGAAAGAAGUGCUUAGAACAGCUGGUGGAGAACACGAAGAUGCUGGCAGAUAUCGUCAACUCCUCGUGCGAACAUUGCACGCCUGUUCUAUUAAAUUCUCAGAUGUGGCGGGUACGGUGAUUCCAGUACUAACAGAUUUCCUGUCAGAAAAUAACGAGGCCGCUGCUGCCGAUGUUUUAGUAUUCGUCCGCGAAGCUAUCCAGAGAUUCGAAAACCUCAGACCACUCAUUGUUGAAAAACUCCUUGAAGUAUUUCCACACAUAAGAUCAGUAAAAGUACACAGAGCAGCAUUAUGGAUUCUCGGUGAAUACGCAACAUCGAAGGAGGACAUAGAAGCUGUAAUGAGUCGCAUACGGGCUGCUCUGGGAGAACUACCAUUAUUAGAAGCGGAGAACAAACGUCAGGCUGGCGACAAAUCAGUGGAAGAUGGAAACGCUCAAGCUGCACCAGCACAGUUGGUCACAUCAGACGGAACAUAUGCUACUCAGAGUGCUUUUAGUGCGGCAUCUGCACGCAAGAAGGAAGAAAAACGUCCAGCGCUGGUCCAAUACAUGAUGGAGGGAGACUUCUUCAUAGGCGCCUCUCUAGCCACAACUUUAGCCAAAUUAGCACUUCGUUACAAGAACUUCGAAAGCGACCCGCAAAAGAGCAACCGUAUGCAAGCCGAAGCAAUGCUGGUGAUGUCUAGCGUGCUCCAAUUAGGUCGUUCAGGUCUUCCUACCAAGGCAAUGACACAUGACGACGCUGAACGAUUAUCUUUGUGUCUGAGAUCGCUAGCUUGUCCCAUACCACUUGUACAGAAUGUGUUCACUGAGGGAUGUCGCGAAGCUCUUGGCAGAAUGUUGGCAGCGAAAGUGGAAGAAGAUUCACAGAACCAAAAGGCGAAGGAGAAGCCUGGUAACAUUGUCCAGGUAGACGAUGCGAUACAGUUCCUGCAGUUGAGUCGUGGCUCAGACUUAACGGGUGGUGCUGGUGAUGUGUUCGAGCAAAGUUUAAGUGCUGCUGUCGCCGGAAGACCUGGUGCUACUGGAGACGCCCCAGCUCCUAGUGCUUUAAGCAAAGUUACUCAGUUAACCGGAUUUUCGGAUCCAGUAUACGCAGAAGCCCUCGUCCACGUUAAUCAGUACGAUAUCGUGCUCGAUGUAUUAAUUGUUAACCAAACCGAAGAUACUUUGCAAAAUUGUACUUUGGAGCUUGCCACGAUGGGUGAUCUGAAGCUUGUGGAGAGACCUCAGCCUAUCGUUCUUGCUCCUCGCGACUUUGCAAGCAUUAAGGCGAACGUGAAAGUAGCGUCGACGGAGAAUGGCAUAAUAUUUGGAAAUAUAGUUUAUGAUGUAUCUGGCGCGGGGUCUGACAGAAGUGUAGUUGUACUGAACGAUAUACAUAUCGAUAUCAUGGAUUAUAUAGUGCCAGCGACGUGUACCGACUUAGAGUUCAGGCAAAUGUGGGCAGAGUUCGAAUGGGAGAACAAGGUGUCAGUAAAUACAACACUGUCAGACUUGAGAGAAUAUCUUGCACAUCUAUUGAAAUCCACGAACAUGCGUUGUCUUACUCCAGAAAAGGCACUUUCUGGGCAAUGUGGUUUCAUGGCCGCGAACAUGUACGCGAAAUCGAUAUUCGGUGAGGAUGCGUUGGCGAAUAUGUCCAUCGAGAAACCACUGAACAAACCUGACGCGCCAGUGGUUGGCCAUAUUCGUAUCAGGGCGAAGAGCCAAGGCAUGGCAUUGUCAUUAGGCGAUAAGAUCAAUUCCACGCAGAAAGGUCCACAGAGCAAAGUGGUGCAAGCCGCUUAGAACGUGUAGUCCUUCGAUCUAU